Tachyglossus aculeatus (Australian echidna) is the source of this 4467-nucleotide messenger RNA. RefSeq names its product T-box transcription factor 18 (gene TBX18). The transcript has 8 exons. Gene Ontology annotation, molecular function: RNA polymerase II cis-regulatory region sequence-specific DNA binding; DNA-binding transcription factor activity, RNA polymerase II-specific. The record is from RefSeq and is a predicted model, not a curated record. The coding region runs from base 1 to 1794 and encodes 597 amino acids. Gene Ontology annotation, biological process: morphogenesis of embryonic epithelium; somitogenesis; cell fate specification. Gene Ontology annotation, cellular component: nucleus. NCBI's taxonomy places the organism in Eukaryota, Metazoa, Chordata, Mammalia, Monotremata, Tachyglossidae.
AUGGCCGAGAAGCGCAGAGGCACCCUGGGCGGCACGUUGAGUCUCAGGGCGCACGCCUUCUCCGUGGAGGCCCUAAUCGGCGCCGAGCAGCUGCAGAAGAGGCGCAGGCUGGGGGCAGAGGAGGAGGAGGAGGAGGAGGAGGCGGCCGAAGGAGGAGAGGAAGGCCCAGAGAAGGAGUCCGCCCAAGGGACCCACCAAGCCGCCGGAGACGGGGCCUCCAGGAGCUGCGCCGAGAUGGACAGGGGCUGCGGCUCUCGGGGCCCCGCUGGCGGAGGCGAGGAUGGUUUCCCACCCGGCCCCUCCCCAUCCGAAUCCCCCGGCCCCUCCCCGGAGGAAUCUCCGGUCCCCCCGCCGGUCCUGCCCCGGCCGGGCUCUCCGCAAGCUCCAAGGGUGGAUCUGCAAGGCGCUGAGCUCUGGAAACGUUUCCACGACAUCGGCACCGAGAUGAUCAUCACCAAGGCGGGCAGACGUAUGUUUCCAGCAAUGAGAGUGAAGAUCUCAGGUUUAGACCCACAUCAACAGUAUUACAUUGCCAUGGAUAUUGUGCCAGUGGACAAUAAAAGAUACAGGUACGUCUACCACAGCUCCAAGUGGAUGGUGGCUGGCAACGCCGAUUCCCCAGUGCCACCCCGUGUGUACAUCCAUCCGGACUCGCCCGCCUCCGGAGAGACAUGGAUGAGGCAGGUGAUCAGCUUCGACAAGCUGAAGCUCACCAAUAAUGAGCUGGAUGACCAGGGGCAUAUUAUUCUUCAUUCUAUGCACAAAUAUCAACCUCGGGUCCAUGUCAUCCGCAAAGACUGUGGCGAUGACCUUUCACCCGUCAAACCUAUCCCGUCGGGAGAAGGGGUUAAAGCAUUCUCCUUUCCCGAAACUGUCUUUACCACAGUCACCGCCUACCAGAAUCAACAGAUUACUCGAUUGAAGAUUGAUAGGAAUCCAUUUGCCAAGGGAUUCCGAGACUCGGGCCGAAAUAGAAUGGGAUUGGAAGCUUUGGUCGAAUCAUAUGCAUUCUGGAGACCCUCUCUGCGGACGCUGACUUUCGAAGACAUCCCUGGCAUCCCCAAACAAGGAAGCGCAGGCUCGUCCCCCUUGCUUCAAGGCUCAGGGAACGGGGUCCCAGCCACCCACCCCCACCUCCUCCCCGGCUCCCCCUGCUCCUCACCCGCCUUCCACCUCGGCCCCAACUCCGGUCAGCUGUGCGGCCUGGCCCCAGCCGACUACUCCUCCUGCGCCCGGUCAGGCCUGACCCUGAAUCGCUACGGCACCUCGUUGGCCGAGACGUACAACCGGCUGAGCAGCCCUGGCAGCGAGACCUUCGCCUCCCCGCGGACUCCCUCGUACGUCGGUGUGACGAGCGGCGCCACAGUGAACAUGUCCGUGGCGGGCAACGACGGCGAGGCCUUCGGCUGCCCGCAGACCGGCCUGUCCAUGCAGAUCUCCGGGAUGUCCCCCCAGUUCCAGUACCUUAUGCCCUCGCCCUCUGGCAAUGCCUUUGCCACCAACCAGACCCACCAGGGCUCUUACAACGCCUUCCGCUUGCACAGCCCCUGUGCCUUGUACGGAUACAACUUCUCCACCUCCCCCAAACUGGCCGCCAGUCCGGAGAAAAUUGUUUCUUCCCAAGGAAGCUUCCUGGGCUCCUCGCCGAGCGGAACCAUGACCGACAGGCAGAUUCUUCCCCCGGUGGAGGGAGUGUCCUUGCUGGGUAAUGGGGGGCAGCAGAAUUUCUUUGACUCUAGGGCUCUCGGGAGCCUAACGCUGCCAUCCUCCCAAGUAUCUGCACAUAUGGUUUGAUAGAAGCCAUUUCUCCGGCAACCUCGGGGUUUCCCAAAAACAAUGUUUUAGCUGGGACAGAAGGACCCUCAGGCAGUAGCUUGUCCAAUGUGUAUAUAAUAGAAGAUGAAGGUGCACUGGGACUUCUGGACUUGCUUGUGGUGAGAUUGUUGUUUUAUAUAUGUGUACAUGUAUACUGUAUAUACAUAGCUUUCGGAGGGCAGCAGAGCUCAGUUCCACGUCUCUUUCCAGUAAGUUAAGUUGCAUGGAAUGUUUGCACAAGCGCAACAUAUUCAGCAGAAAUUCCCCCGACACACACACACUUUUCCCCACUCCAAUUCCCCUGCAGCUCUCUGUGGAAAACAGAGUUCUAUUUUUAUGGCUCAGCCCCAGCGGUAACCAAGCUUAAACGUUUCCAACCGGCUUUUGUCUGAAACAAUCCCGAGGGGCUACGACUCUAGUGUGGAAGUAAGGAAUGGUUUCCGAAUGCCGUUAUUCGGGAGCAUCAUUGGCGUUGAGUUGGUGUCAAGGGCCUGCCCGGCUGCCUAGAAGAUGUAGGAGAUGCAUCAACCUGCGCUGUCAGUCAGAGAUCGGGGUGAGGAAGGAGUAGGGUGAGAUGGUGAAAGAAUGGCUAUUUUCUCAAGCUUCUUCCCAUUGGCUAGUGUGAUAAAAAGAUCCCGGGAAUGUUGUACCUCUUGAAAAAUGAAUGGAACAUUCCCCUUUCAGGGAUUCCUCAUCAAAAUUUCUAGCUUCCCAAGGGCUGAUCUGCUGUUUGUUUGGGUUUUAUUUUUCCCCUCUGCUAAGAACAAGUCUAUAGCAUGUUGAUUUUUGUCCGAGCACUGUCUGUGAACAGGCAGAUAGAGAAUGGAGUUUCUACCCAGGAGUCCCUCGGUCUAUUCUGAAGCACUUCUCUGUUCUGCAUUUCACUAGAGAUUAAAAGAUACUGACACCAGCCCAGGGGUAAAAAGAGAUAAUUGAUGAUUCCCAAAAUAGUGUGUAUUUAAAUUAAUGGCAAAAUGAAGAUCACCCCUCCUCCCUUUUUAAUCACGAUAGCAAUUCGGUCCAUUUGUCCCUUGGUUUCUUUUAGCUGGGCUGCUUGAGAUUCUGGCUCUCCUUGGAGUUCCACCCCCAAUGGCUUCGACUGGAAUUCUUGACCUAACGGAUAUAGACAGGCGAGAGAGAGAGUAUAUCUUUAUUUAUAGUCUUGUGUCAGAUGGCUCCUGCAACCUGGAAGCUCCUUCUUGUAACCUUACUCUCUUUUGGAGAGGUUUGAUCUAUGCAAAUUGGUCAUGCUCUUUUUUGGUAUCAAAUACCACCAGGAGGAAUUUCAGUAGUGGACAUCCAAGAAGCUGUCUUUAUCGGGUGGCAAUCCAAAACCCUAAGCCCCUUACUCACAGGCUGCCCUGAAUUACUUAGAAAUGAGAAGUUGGUCCUCAGAGUGCCUACCCAUAGCCGAACUUCAGCAAGCUUCUCAUGUUAUUUGACUGUGAACUGGGUGGGGUCUUCCCUACAAGCCAUUUUGUUUCCCGCUCAACUCUGGAGUGUGGUAAGGCAAGCGAGCCAUUGAAUGUUGAUGUUAAGAUCAUUACGGGCAGGGAAUGUGUCGCUAAUUCUGUUAUAUUAUACUCUCCUAAGCACUUAGUACAGUGCUCUGCAUGUAGUAAGCACUCAAUAAAUAUCAUUGAUCAAGUGAGAGCCAAAGCUCUAGAUUUGUUGCCUGCUCUCCAACAGGGUCUGCCAGGCAAAUGGAGCAUAAUGGGGCAGGGAGCGUCAUUUCUUUGCCUGCCUAUCCAGAUGGCACUGGGGCUUCCUCCUCAGUGUGGGUGGGGUGGAGCACUGCACCCAGUUCUCCCGGAGCAUGAGAUCUGUGUUCUUGCCCAACCAGGCCGGAAGGCAGCCCGGUGCCAUAGCUCUGACCCAUCGUAUGACUGGGCACACAGCCAGCUCCUGCUGAUAACACAACAGGCUGACAUUCUCUAACACCCCUGCAGAGUUCUAGCCGGAAUGCCCAGCGAACCACCCACCCCGUGGUGGCCAAAUGAAGGGUAAUUUCAAAUGGGUCUCAUCUUUCCCCAUCACCUCUAUGCCUGAGGCACCUGUGGUGAUGCCAGGCUGUGGCUGAAUCUCCAUCUGAUGGACGCCCCGUUGACCUCACCUCUCCCGCUGAACCUCAAGGACUCCUUGGCACCCACUCCACAUCACCACGCUUCAACCUAGAGCCCAAGAACACCUGGAAACAUUUUGAAUUGCUUUAAAAAUGCCAUCGGUGGGGCUGCCAGAGCCGAGUGUGAGUUGCCUUUCUUGUCACAACCAAGUUUGUCUUCACAAGGAAGGACCAAUUCGGAGUCUCAAAGGGGAAGCCACAAGGCAACAGCCCCAGGUAUUUAUUUGAAAGAAAAAGGAGGAUUGGCAAUGUAUGACAUGAGAACACAGAGAAAGGUACUCAUUCUGUGCCAACCCGUUGUCACCCAGGGAGCUGUUCCAAUUUGCCGUCUGAUCUGGAGUUUUUUGCCAGGCCACAAGCCACACUCAGAAGCAAAAUCCUUUUCUUUUUACUUGAUAGUAUUGUUGGGACAUUUCCUUAAGUUUCAUAUUGUAAAUAGCCCUGUGCCACCUUAAAGGCUAGCUUUUAUGAUCAUAUUAAAAUGCUAUAUUCGCAUUGAUAGCUGAACUAUAUAUCUGUAUUUUAUAAAA